ACCUGUAGCUUGGAGUUUACCUUUGACUAACCGGUAGAGAAAUCCUUACUAAUUAGCGCCAGGCAGUAAGCGAUCUAUGCGAGUGUCCCAGAGACAGAAUUAAUUAGGCGGCGAACGAAAGAAUAUCCCUUUUUUCGCUCUAUCGCAGCACGUUACCGUUGACAGAACACGAAAGUUACCGGUAACUUACGAAAGCAGUGGUUCACCACACUCUGUAUCGAGUGAAAUAUGUACAUUACGCUUAUAGUUGGCCCUUAAGCUAUGCGGGAAAUGGUUUUUAUAGCAGCUUGCGCUAUAAUUUGAAUAUAGGGACACUGCAAUCCACCGUUUCUCCAGAUAUUCGUAUCAGGAUAGAAAGUAAAGAUUGGCGCGAUUUAUGGAUCACCGCUCUUUUAUUCCUUAAAAAUACAAAGCACAAUAAAUCAGUAUCUUAGAGCAUAAAAGAAACUUAUCGUUUAAUAACCUCAGAACAUUGUUUUUAAAGUUUGUUUAACUCAGUAUCACACAGCUUACUAAACUUACGGCCGCACAUUACUACCGCAACUUCUGUCGCUUGAAAGGGCCUCACUAGCAGUAACAAACCAGUUUUCCAGCAGUCACGUGAUCUACGUCUUUUUAGAGGCAUUCACUGCGAAGGCUGAGUGGAGAUGGCGAUUGACUGCGCUGAGGUGUAUGUGCAUGUAUGAGGUUAUGCGGGAUAUUUGACAUCCAGUGAAUUUGUGUCCUGUUUAAAAAUCAUGUUGGUGGCUGCUAGUUGAUGGAAGGCUAUACUCAGAACUAAGUUUUAUUUACUGCACAACGGAAAUCGGAAAUGGGUCCGGUGGCGAACGGGAAAGAUUCAAGCAUGGCCUAUUCCAAUAUUGUGCAACGGGCUCGAGAUGCCUUUAAUAGCGGCCAAACAAAACCAGCAGCAUUUCGUGAAAAGCAGUUAAAACAAUUGUACAAAAUGUAUGAAGAGAAUGAAGGUGCAAUGAUUGCAGCUUUAGCGUCAGAUCUCCGAAAAUGCAAACAAGAGGCCCUUGUCACAGAAGUAGAGUUUCUAAAAUAUGACCUAACAAAUACAUUGAUGAAUUUGGAAGAAUGGAUGAAGCCUGAUAAGCCAGCGAAAGGAUUUGUCAAUUUAAUGGAUGACGUAUUAAUUUUUAAGGAGCCUUAUGGUGUAGUUUUAAUUAUUGGUGCAUGGAAUUAUCCACUGCAGUUAUCUCUGUUGCCAAUGGCUGGUGCUAUAGCUGCAGGUAACUGUGUUGUGCUGAAACCAUCAGAAGUGGCUGUUCGAUCUUCGGAACUCAUAGCUGAGUUACUUCCAAAGUACUUAGAUCAGGAAUGUUACCAUGUUGUUCAGGGUGGAGUACCGGAAACAACCGAAUUGCUGAAAGAACGUUUUGACUAUAUCUUUUACACUGGCUCAACACAUGUUGGUAAAAUUGUGAGAGCAGCAGCCAAUGAACAUUUGACUCCUACCACCUUGGAACUUGGUGGUAAAAGUCCUGUGUACAUUGAUUCCACUGUAAAUAUGGAUAUAGCUGCAAAACGUAUUCUUUGGGGAAAGUGCAUCAAUGCUGGUCAAACUUGUAUAGCACCUGACUAUGUGCUAUGUUCUAAGGAAGUGGAGAGAAAUUUUAUUGCUAAAGCUAAAGAAAUACUAAAAGAAUGGUAUGGAGAUAAUCCAAAGGACUCGCCUGAUCUGUGCAGAAUUAUCUCUGAUAGGCAAUUCCAGAGAUUACAUGGUUAUCUGAGUAAUGGAAGCAUUGCAGUUGGAGGUGAAACAGAUGCUUCAGAAAGAUUCAUUAGCCCAACGAUUCUCACAGAUGUGAAACCAACAGCACCUGUUAUGCAAGAAGAAGUAUUUGGCCCAAUCCUUCCUAUAAUAAAUGUGGAGAGUGCUUUUGAUGCGAUAAAGUUCAUCAACAGUCGGGAAAAGCCUUUAGCUUUCUACAUCUUCACCAGUAGAAAAACGGAUAUGGAGCUCUUGAUUGACAAUGUCCCUUGUGGUGGAGUGUGUUGCAAUGACACUGUUCUUCAUCUUGCAGUGGAAACCUUGCCUUUUGGUGGAGUUGGACAUAGUGGAAUGGGAGCCUAUCAUGGAGUCUACACUUUCAAUACUUUCACACACAAGAAAAGCUGUUUGGUAAAGGACUUGAGUGCGAUUGGGGAGAAACUUGCUGCGGCAAGGUACCCACCAUAUUCAGAGAAAAAGAUUUCAUCGUUGAGGUUCUUACUGAAAAAACGGAAAGGAAUAAGCUUCAAGUACUUGCCACAUGUUGUCAUGUUUGUUCUGGGUAUUGCAGCAACUGUUGGUGUAGCAGAAAUUCUGAAGGCUAGUGGAGUGGAGUCUGAAUAAAGUACUGCAAAUAACAUCAACCUGUUGUAUGCAGGUUCCAAAUUCUGCAGUUAUUACAAAAACAGAUAAUGCUUUGUAUUUGCGAAAGUAUUAAAUGUAAAGUGCUAUAACUGCUCAAUUUCUGACUGCUCAGGGGCAGCAGUGUCACCUAUAAAUGUAAAAGAUGCAUCCUGAAAGGAAGGUAUUACUGGGAAUGCAUCUCAAGUGGGCUGCAUCUUGCUACAGAUAAAUUGUUGUGUCUGAUUAAUGUUUUAAAUAUUUGUGUUUUAUGUAAAACUUUGUCUAAAUACAAUAAGAACCCGGGAGCAGCCUUAUAAGAGAUUAGGAAAAGUCUGAAUAUUUGUACUGUACAAUUCUGUAAUGUUCAAUAAAAUUUUGUCUUUUGA
Messenger RNA from Schistocerca gregaria, 2727 nucleotides. It is a transcript of the gene Aldh-III, whose product is annotated as aldehyde dehydrogenase, dimeric NADP-preferring. Gene Ontology annotation, cellular component: cytoplasm. The coding region runs from base 812 to 2341 and encodes 509 amino acids. Gene Ontology annotation, molecular function: aldehyde dehydrogenase (NAD+) activity. Gene Ontology annotation, biological process: aldehyde metabolic process. NCBI's taxonomy places the organism in Eukaryota, Metazoa, Arthropoda, Insecta, Orthoptera, Acrididae. The transcript is spliced from 12 exons. The record is from RefSeq and is a predicted model, not a curated record.